Lactuca sativa (garden lettuce) is the source of this 931-nucleotide messenger RNA. RefSeq names its product K-box region and MADS-box transcription factor family protein (gene STK). Gene Ontology annotation, molecular function: RNA polymerase II transcription regulatory region sequence-specific DNA binding; protein dimerization activity; DNA-binding transcription factor activity. Lineage: Eukaryota; Viridiplantae; Streptophyta; Magnoliopsida; Asterales; Asteraceae. Gene Ontology annotation, cellular component: nucleus. The record is from RefSeq and is a predicted model, not a curated record. Gene Ontology annotation, biological process: positive regulation of transcription by RNA polymerase II.
AUAUGGGGAGAGGAAAGAUCGAGAUCAAAAGGAUUGAGAACAACACGAAUCGGCAGGUGACCUUCUGCAAGAGAAGAAAUGGGCUUCUCAAGAAAGCUUAUGAGCUUUCGGUUCUCUGUGAUGCUGAAAUCGCCUUGAUUGUCUUCUCCACUCGUGGGCGACUCUAUGAGUAUGCCAAUAACAACAUGAGAUCAACUAUAGAAAAGUACAAGAAGGCGACUUCAAAUACACCAAACACCUUUUCACUUCAAGAAACGAAUGCUCAAUUUUACCAGCAGGAGGCGAAGAAGCUCCGCCAGCAGAUACAAAUGCGUCAAGAUUCUAACAGGCAUCUUAUGGGCGAAGGGUUGGAUUGUUUAAACAUGAAGGAACUAAAGCAGCUGGAGACGAGACUUGAGAGAGGAAUCUCAAAGAUUAGAUCCAAGAAGCAUGACAUGAUACUCGCAGAAAUGGAGUUCUUACAGAAACGGGAAGUCGAGCUGGAACAUCACAACACGUUCCUUCGUUCAAAGAUUGCUGAGAAUGAGAGGGUGCAGCAACAUGAAGUAGAUGGUGCUGAGCAGUACAACGCAAUUCAAGCAUACCUUGCGAGGAACUCCCUUCAGCUCAAUAUAAUGGAGCCUUUGGAGGAUGCCCCUUCUGCUUACCCCCUUCUUCCCAACAAGUCUCUCCACAUUGGGUAAUGUGGCAAUUAACAUCUAGACUGUGCAUUGUGUACGUAUGGUGAUGACGAUUAACAUCUAGAAUGAUGCAUCGUGUACUUAUGGUAAGACCAAAGUUGUAGCCGAAUAAAGUUUGUUUCUAUGUGGCUUGAAUGUGAUGUUUGGAUUUUAUUUUCGUCAUUAACAAGAUUGUGGGCAAUAAUAAUUUGUGACCUUUGAUCUUUUGUAAUCUCCUUUUAUCAAUGUGUGGUUGUAAUAAUUUCACCUAU